Molecule: messenger RNA, 1612 nt
Organism: Cygnus olor (mute swan)
Lineage: Eukaryota; Metazoa; Chordata; Aves; Anseriformes; Anatidae
Exons: 3
Coding region: 425-1612 (395 amino acids)
Source: RefSeq, a predicted model, not a curated record
AUUUCCUCUUCCUGAUCUCUCCUGUGCGGCCUCAGCCUGCAAAAUCAGUCCUGGUUCCCCUCCCUGCGUGCUCCCUGGCAUGCCGGCUCCAUCCUCCUCCUCCCAGGCUGGGACGAGAGCCUGCCGCAGGUCCCCCCUCGGCCAAGACCAUGUGAGGGAGAGGGGCUGGAGGCAGCAGCAUCCCUCCCCUGCAGCCACGGGGCAAUGCCCGCGGGGACAGCAGCCAGCUCUGGGGAAGGCCGGGGACAGGUCCAAGCCUGCCGUUCCCAUGGGGAGGCAGGUUUGUGGCCGUGCCCACGAGGGCAGGUGCCUCCUGGCUCAGCCCUUUCUCCUCUCCUCGGAGCCUGUCCUGGGGCUGCAGAGCAAUCCGCGGGGCUCAGGACCACGCAGGUGAGCUCCGAUCCCAGCUGCCUCCCCUCUGCCCAUGGAGGCCCUCUACGCUGCCCUGGAAGGCGAGAUUGACACCUUCGUGGGGCACGUGCAGCAGUGCCGGCAGGACUUCGACCUGCGCACCCUGUACGAUGUGCUGCUGCUGGUGCUGCCGCGGAGCCCCUCGGGGCAGGUGGAAAGCUGGGAGCACCUGGAGAGGCUCGCCGAGCGCCAGCCCGGCUCGCCGAGCCCUGACGUAGCUGGCUACGUGGGCUGGCUGGCCUCCUACCUGCAGCACCUGCGGGCGCUGAAGGAGAGGUUUGACGCCAGGGUGGUGUUCCCGCUGUGCGAGAACUUGUACGUGCACGAGGACUCGUGCCCCUCGGCCUCCAUCCCGCGCCUGGCCACGCACCUCUUCGCCCGCCGCCGGAGCUGGGCGCUGCUGCUGCGGGGGGGACCUGUCCAUGAGCAGACCUUCAGCCCCCGCAGCCUGCACGACCUGCACGGCUUCACCAACACAGGGCCUGUCGUGCAGGUCUUGAGGCUGGUGCCUGACAUUUUUCACCAGAGCUUGGCCACAGCAGAGCUCGCCCGGCGCUGGGUCCGUGUCCACCAGAGCCGGUACAGCCUCUCCCCGCCACUGGCUCCAGGCUCUGUGCAGCCCCCGCCUUGCAGCAGGACCCCCCAGCCACCCAGCCCUGCUGGCUUGACACAAUUUUGGGGAGCGGGGAGCAGUGCCGGGGUGCUGCGAGCCCAGCUGCAGGAGAGCCAGGAGGAGCUGCUGGCCCUGCUGCCCCGCGCGCAGCGGGCGGCCGCCCUGCGUGCCCAGAUCCGCGGUGUCACCCGGCGCAUCCGCGCCCUGCGCCUGCAGCAGCAGUGCGAGGGGAUGGGGAUGGCGAUGGAGCCCCAGGAUGUGGGACCCGGGGGCUGCCCGCGCCAUGCUGCCCUGCUGGAGGAGCUGCAGAAGCGCCUGGAGCUGGAGGAGUACCACCGCAGCAUCCUGGAGGCCGACUGGCUGCUGGAGCUGGAGGUCAGGCCCAUCCUCGUCCGCAGGAUCGACGCGGUUCAGCAGCGCUGCUGGGACCUGGAGAGGGUGCUGCGGGGCCAGGCGCUGGCUGUCCCGCUGCGGGGCCCGCCCAGGAGCAGGACAGCCACCACCCCUGCGCCUGGGCAAGCUCAGCCCUCUGCCAUGAGCCCCACGCCAGCGGCCAAACCCAGCCCCAGCAAGAACCAGCGACCCUGA